This is a messenger RNA of Aspergillus mulundensis, 1134 nucleotides long. Its product is annotated as ribokinase. Bases 1 to 1134 code for a protein of 377 amino acids. NCBI's taxonomy places the organism in Eukaryota, Fungi, Ascomycota, Eurotiomycetes, Eurotiales, Aspergillaceae. The record is from RefSeq and is a predicted model, not a curated record. Gene Ontology annotation, molecular function: ribokinase activity. Gene Ontology annotation, biological process: D-ribose metabolic process. The transcript has a single exon.
AUGGCUCCCACCAUCCGAGUAAUCGGCUCCCUAAACGCCGACAUGGUCUCAGUGACCCCCCGCUUCCCCGACGCCGGCGAAACAAUCACCUCCUCCGCAUACUUCACGAGCGCCGGCGGGAAAGGCGCAAACCAAGCAGUUGCAUGCGGGCGGCUCUCCCGAUCACAGCCUUCUUCCACCUCCUCGGCCCCAAACGCCGGCGACGUCCAGGUCGAAAUGGUCGGCGCAGUCGGCGGGCUCGACGGCCACUUCCCCGCACUCCUACAACCAACGCUCGCAAAGUCCGGCGUCGAUACAGCGCGCGUGAAAGUCGUGGGGGAUGCAUAUACCGGCGUGGCAGUGAUUAUCGUGGAUAGCUCGGCCGGCGGCGAGAACAGAAUCCUCUUCUCACCAGGCGCGAAUUACACGGGGAUGCAAGCCGAGCCAUCGGUAAUUGGGAUGGCGCUCGCGGACCCGAUUCCGGAUGUCAUUGUCAUGCAGGGCGAGAUCCCAACCGAGACGACGAUCGCGAUUCUCCGGGAGAUUGGGCGGUGGAAGGAGCAGCAGCGAGCGAACGGGAAGAAGGGAAUUGAGGCCGGUUCCGACGUCAUGUUCAACCCCGCGCCUGCGCCACCAAAUGGCUUACCCGAGGACGUAUACAAGGGCGUUGACCACCUCGUCAUGAACGAGACGGAGGCGGAGCUCAUGACGCCGGAUGAGGAGGUGCUGCUGCGGGUUCCGGGGAUCGAGAAGAGUCAGGAUAGCAAGGAGAAGGUUGCGCGAUACUUCCAUUCUCUCGGCGUGAGCUAUGUGCUUGUUACGCUGGGUGCGAAGGGGGUGUGGUAUAGUGCUGCGGAUGCGGAGAGUCUGGACGAGCGGGUGACGAAUGAGGUCCCCGCGGCCAAGGUGAGCAGGGUGCUGGAUACGACGGCCGCGGGAGAUACGUUUGUGGGGGCUUAUGCGGUUAAGGUUGCGAGGUGGCGUGAGGCGAGGCGCGCGGAGGGGAAGGCCGGGGUGGAUCUGGAGGUGCAGGAGAAGAGGCAGCGGUAUAAGGGUGUCAUGGACGAGGCGAUGGAAGUGGCUACGAGGGCUUCGGCACGGUGUGUCGAGAGGCAGGGCGCUAUGGAUAGUAUUCCGUGGGAAGAUGAGAUUUAG